GAAGCUAUAAGAUUUAUUCCAGCUUUUGCAGGAAACAUUCAGCUUAAAGUAAAGUUCAGUAGCGACGCCUUACAAUGCACAUCUAUAUCUGUAAAUGAUAUCAUUGCUUUCAAUCCAACUCUUAAAGUUGCAUUUGCUUCAGAUUCAAAUCCACCGACAAAUAAAUUUGUUCCAUGGAAUGAACCAUUCACUAUGAUAACGAAGGCAGUAGAAGCUAGUGGAACAGUUACUAUUACAACUGUAACCCAGCAACUAUUUCGAACAAAGAUGGAUUUUAAUGAAUGUUUCAUUCAUCCAAAGUCAUUCUCUUUAGACCCUAACAUUUAUACAGAACUUGUAGAACAUUAUACAAACGAGGCUUUAUGUUUUCCUGUUAAAGUUAUGGAUUGGAUUCCUAUGGACGGUUCAUUCUCAAAGAAUACAGAUAGUUCAAGUGCAACAUUUACAGCAGCUUAUACGCCUAUUAAUGUUAAAAGUAUUUGGGCACUAUUUAGAAAGAAAGACAACUAUUAUGUUAAUUUUGAGAACCCUAAGUUUAAAUAUCUUCAGCUUUCCAUGGGAGCUUAUGGAAAUAUGCCUGCAGAACCUGAAAAAUCAUAUGGACCUGUAUUUUAUGAAAUGGUUGCGAACGCUUGCAAUACAAACAAUGAUAUGAUAGGAUUUAAUGAAGAUGUUAUGAGGUCAUUGGUGGAUGAUGGUAGUGUGGAACAUAAAUGGGAUAGCUAUGACAACACACAUUUCUUAUGUGGUUUUCCAACAGAAGUGGACUUUUGCUUCCAACAAGGUCAAACAUCUACUGCUCCAAUAACAUACAAAUUGUCUGUUAAAGGACCUAUUGAACUAGCAACUGAAAACGUACCAAAGCCACUUAUUGGAUUUAUGAGGGAUUGUUGCUUUGCAAUACAAGUAAGACAGUCAGGCAUACCAAUAAUAAGACUUGACGACUAUAACUUAGCAACUGACGACAGUGAGGAAUAA
Trichomonas vaginalis G3 is the source of this 978-nucleotide messenger RNA. RefSeq lists its product as uncharacterized. NCBI's taxonomy places the organism in Eukaryota, Parabasalia, Trichomonadida, Trichomonadidae. The transcript has a single exon. The record is from RefSeq and is a predicted model, not a curated record. The annotation marks the transcript as partial.